Messenger RNA from Glycine soja, 396 nucleotides. RefSeq lists its product as uncharacterized. The transcript has 2 exons. Bases 16 to 381 code for a protein of 121 amino acids. NCBI's taxonomy places the organism in Eukaryota, Viridiplantae, Streptophyta, Magnoliopsida, Fabales, Fabaceae. The record is from RefSeq and is a predicted model, not a curated record.
UAAGUUGCAUCCAAAAUGCUAAUUUUGCAGUCUGUAACUGGGUGGUUCUCACAACACAUGAUCAAUUGUAUUAGACAACGUCUUAUAGUGCAAUAUCUAUCAGUAUUCCCCAAGCCUGGUGCUGAGAAUUUACUCAGAGCUGCCACUUUAAAGUUUGAAAAAUUGAAGAGGGAGUGCUAUAGGCAUGCCAUGAAGCUCGAUGGAGAAGAAUGCCAACAAGCUAAUUUAGGUUUGGAAGAGAAUGAAGAACUUGACAAUGUUGAAGAUGAAGAGGAUGCAGCUGAGGGUAAUGAUAGUGAUGAAGAAUGGGAAGAAGAGCAUGAACUGGUAAUUCUUGCCUACACUUUCUGCUUUUAUGUUUUUCUCUCUGGAUUGUGUUAAUAAUGGCUUUUAAAU